CCAAAGCCCUUUCUUUCAUUCAAACGCCUUUGUUCUUUCCCUCUGAAAAACCUCUCUCUCUCUCUCUCUCUCUCUCUCUCUCUGCGGCACGAAAAUGGCGGAAGAAGGCUCAACUUUGAAGCUAAUCAUGGAGAAAGGCCCGCGAGAGGGCGAAACCCUAGAAUUCCCACCCGGAUCCACGAUCCAAAUCGGCCGAGGUCGAGGCCGAGUUGUCCGCAACGGCAAACUCCCCAUCAACGACGACGGAAUCUCCACCAACCACCUCUCCAUCGACUCCACAGAAUCCGGAGAAUGGCUCGUCACCGACGUCGGCUCCUCGAACGGCACCGUGUUGAACGGCUCCGACCUCACGCCUAAGACCCCCUGCCAUCUCCGAAACGGCGACGUAAUCAAAAUCGGCGAGUUCACGUCCAUCAAGGUGGUGAUCGAGGCGGUGGACCGCGGAGGCGGUGCCAGUCGGUUGCGGCGGAACCCUAGGCGCGGUGGUGGUUCGAAGGCGAAUUUGACUUCGAUUGGUGAAGAUAGUGAGCUAGGGUUAGGGUUUGGGGGAGAAUUGGGAAAGCCUGUGGAGAAUCCUCGGCGGCGAGGUCGACCGAGGAAAGAGAACGUUGAGCCUCAAGAGAGCUUGUGUGAGGUCAAUGAUGUAGGAGAAAACGACACUGUGGGCCCAAGUAGGACGAAACAGGGGCGGGAAUUGAGUACCAGGAUCACUCGUAGUUCGAAGAAGAAGGAGAAUUCCAAUUUAGAAGCUGAGACAUCGGGUCAAGUUGUUGAUAAAAUGACCCGAGGGGGUAGGAGUCGAAAGAAGGUUUUACAGAAUGAGCCAUUGGAGAGUGUGAAAAAUGAGAUCUUAGAUGAGAAAGAAGAGAAAGAGUGCGAAAAAGUUGAAAAGAAUUCAAAGAACAAAGAGAAUUCCAGUGUAGGUGGAAAUGGGUGUCAUGUAGUUGAGAUUUCAAGUCAGAUUGUCGGUAAAAUGAUCAAAGAGGGUACGAGGAGAAAGAAGAAUUUGCAGGGUGAGCCAUUGGAGAGUGUCGAAAAUAAGGUUGUAGAUGAGAAGGGAGAUGAGGAGUGUGAAAGAGUUGAAGAGAGUUUACUGAAUGAGCAGUCAGAAGCUGUUCGAGGUGAAGUAGGGGAAGGUGGUGGGCUGGACUUAGAGAAGAUGACCCUGGAUGAGUGGUUCGAUUAUUUAGAGGUUUAUUUGCCGAAACAGAUACAUGAUGAGACUGAAGAGAUGAUUUUGCAGAUGAAUCAGAUGGCACAGCGAGUUCAGCAGUUUAUUUUGGAGCAAAAAAGUGAAAAAGAAAAGGGUAAACUGCCUUUAAGCUAGGUGAAGAUGCUAUGACCAACGAAGGGGUUAUAAGAGAGGAAUGUUAUGUGGCACCAGCUGCCAAUGACUUGGUCAUUUCACACCAUGUGGGGUCACUCCCCUAUUCAUGUUAAACUGUUGGAUGUUCACCCCAAGACUAUGCAAGGUAUUGCCAACUAGGAACAAGGUAGGAUGCUGCCCAGGGGACAUGUAUGUAUCGUGUAUAUUCAGCAUUUUUCUUGGACACUCCAAGGUUGGGAAAUUGACAAUUUCCUGUUUUGUGUAAGGUCACUUUAUGUUGUAAAGUUUUUAAAUCCUUAAGGCUCUGACAGGUUUCUUUUUUAUGUCAAUAAUGCUU
This is a messenger RNA of Rhododendron vialii, 1664 nucleotides long. RefSeq names its product FHA domain-containing protein At4g14490-like. The coding region runs from base 95 to 1327 and encodes 410 amino acids. Gene Ontology annotation, molecular function: mRNA binding; protein binding. The record is from RefSeq and is a predicted model, not a curated record. The transcript has 3 exons. NCBI's taxonomy places the organism in Eukaryota, Viridiplantae, Streptophyta, Magnoliopsida, Ericales, Ericaceae.